GCCACUCUCAACCCCAGCACAAGUGCCAACACCAUCAGGCCCUCCUCGGCCCCGUCCCCCUCUCCAGCCUCCCCUGCUUCUCCCGCGGCACCAGCAUUUGCCUCAGCAGCACCAUCGCUCGUCAGCCAACCUGCAACCGACGCGCGGCCGGGAACGCAAGCCUCGUCAUCGACCGCCCCUCGCUUCUCCCAGCACACCCAAGAACGGAGCGUGCAGAUUUUGCAUCCGUCCGAGCAAGUACCCGGGCCGUCCCGCCCGGUGCUCGAUCCCCUCCAGAGCGGGCCGGAGACCAUAAACCCGCAGCCCCGGCCACAGUCGCGAAGAGCGUCGGCCAUGUACGGCGAGCGCGACCCGUACUCGAUCCGGGACCGCGAUGCGUCUGCCGCCGCAUACGACAAUGGCGCGUCUGCACCGCCGACGAGACGGUCGACGAUUAUUGCGGACGGGGAUAGGUAUCCGGAGAUGGAUGGCGGGGAGAGGACGCGGGCGAAGCCAUCGAGGCGGUCGACGAUGAUAAGCCAGGUGUCGUCGAAGAUAAAUUUGGAUGAUAUAAUUCCGCACAUGGAUCGAGAAGCGCUUUCUCAUAUCCGAGACGUGCGGGUCAAGCUUCUGCUCGGGGCUGCGUAUGUAGAGAAGCGGAAGUAUCAGUGGAAAGCCAAAAUCCACGGAUACGCGCUCAAUUGCGCUAUCGGACUCCAGGUUCUUCUUGGAACGCUCACGACGGCUCUCUCAGUCGCUACCACAGGCCGGCAGACGUCCAUCAUGACCGCAACUCUCGGCGGAGCCGCGACCAUGGUCGCUUCCUACCUUGCGCGGGCGCGGGGCUCGGGUGAACCUGAGGCCUCGAAUACAAAGGUCAGGGACCUCGACCAGUUCUGUCGCGAGUGCCUCUCCACGGACCUCGACGCGCAUGGCGGAGACAAGUCGAUCGUCGAUCGCCGCAUCAAUGAUCUGAGAGUGCGGUUUGAGGAGCUGCUAGGGAACGCUACGGCAGACCGGCAUACGUCAUGACCACCUUCGUCAAGCUAGUCCGCUGGCAAGCUCGGUCCGGUCUAGCAUGCAAGCGCUCCUUGUGAACCUCCCCUCGACGAUACCCCGCACAUACACCUUUAUACCGACCAACCAACGCACUCAAACGCACAAGUGCUGUGCCCACGCACCACCACUCCUGGCCUUUACGGCCUUUCCUAAUUCUAGCCUGUGAAUAACUAACCCACCGCGUUCUCUUCCGUUGCCUUCUCUUCUCUCCGGGAUUUGCUUCGCACAUCGUCUUCUUUGCUCGGUCUACAAGCACGGUUGAUACUUACUGCUACAUAUACCAUUACUGUACUGUACUUAAGUCCAGGCCUGCUGCUAGAGGUAUAUAGACACUGUCCUGGAACCCCCACGCGCAUUCUCACGCACCGUCUACCCAACUGACCAGAUUAUCC
Messenger RNA from Coniophora puteana RWD-64-598 SS2, 1430 nucleotides. RefSeq lists its product as uncharacterized. The transcript is spliced from 5 exons. Bases 334 to 1011 code for a protein of 225 amino acids. Lineage: Eukaryota; Fungi; Basidiomycota; Agaricomycetes; Boletales; Coniophoraceae. The record is from RefSeq and is a predicted model, not a curated record.